This is a messenger RNA of Closterium sp. NIES-65, 2253 nucleotides long. The record is from the annotation of a GenBank genome assembly. Lineage: Eukaryota; Viridiplantae; Streptophyta; Zygnematophyceae; Desmidiales; Closteriaceae.
AUGGUGCGAGACGCGUGGGUGUUCUUUACGGGCCGGCAGGACUCGGAGUUGGUGCGGCAGACCAAGCGACUGCAGUUCGAAGCCGCUAAGUUGAGGGCCUUGAGAGUGGCACAGCAGCAGGUGGUGGAGGAGACAGCGUUGGAGCAUGUGAGGCGGGUGGUGGGGGAGAUGGAGCAGCUGAAGCAGCAGCUUGAUGGCAUGGGUGGUGGGAUGGUGUGGGGUGGUGGGAUGGUGAGGGGUGGUGGGAUGGUGUGGGGUGGUGGGAUGGUGUGGGGUGGUGGGAUGGUGUGGGGUGGUGGGAUGGUGUGGGGUGUUGUGAUGGGUGGUGGGAUGGUGUGGGGUGGUGGGAUGGUGUGGGGUGGUGGGAUGGUGUGGGGUGGUGGGAUGGUGUGGGGUGGUGGGAUGGUGUGGGGUGGUGGGAUGGUGUGGGGUGGUGGGAUGGUGUGGGGUGGUGGGAUGGUGUGGGGUGGUGGGAUGGUGUGGGGUGGUGGGAUGGUGUGGGGUGGUGGGAUGGUGUGGGGUGGUGGGAUGGUGUGGGGUGGUGGGAUGGUGUGGGGUGGUGGGAUGGUGUGGGGUGGUGGGAUGGUGUGGGGUGGUGGGAUGGUGUGGGGUGGUGGGAUGGUGUGGGGUGGUGGGAUGGUGUGGGGUGGUGGGAUGGUGUGGGGUGGUGGGAUGGUGUGGGGUGGUGGGAUGGUGUGGGGUGGUGGGAUGGUGUGGGGUGGUGGGAUGGUGUGGGGUGGUGGGAUGGUGUGGGGUGGUGGGAUGGUGUGGGGUGGUGGGAUGGUGUGGGGUGGUGGGAUGGUGUGGGGUGGUGGGAUGGUGUGGGGUGGUGGGAUGGUGUGGGGUGGUGGGAUGGUGUGGGGUGGUGGGAUGGUGUGGGGUGGUGGGAUGGUGUGGGGUGGUGGGAUGGUGUGGGGUGGUGGGAUGGUGUGGGGUGGUGGGAUGGUGUGGGGUGGUGGGAUGGUGUGGGGUGGUGGGAUGGUGUGGGGUGGUGGGAUGGUGUGGGGUGGUGGGAUGGUGUGGGGUGGUGGGAUGGUGUGGGGUGGUGGGAUGGUGUGGGGUGGUGGGAUGGUGUGGGGUGGUGGGAUGGUGUGGGGUGGUGGGAUGGUGUGGGGUGGUGGGAUGGUGUGGGGUGGUGGGAUGGUGUGGGGUGGUGGGAUGGUGUGGGGUGGUGGGAUGGUGUGGGGUGGUGGGAUGGUGUGGGGUGGUGGGAUGGUGUGGGGUGGUGGGAUGGUGUGGGGUGGUGGGAUGGUGUGGGGUGGUGGGAUGGUGUGGGGUGGUGGGAUGGUGUGGGGUGGUGGGAUGGUGUGGGGUGGUGGGAUGGUGUGGGUGGUGGAUGGUGUGGGGUGGUGGGAUGGUGUGGGGUGGUGGGAUGGUGUGGGGUGGUGGGAUGGUGUGGGGUGGUGGGAUGGUGUGGGGUGGUGGGAUGGUGUGGGGUGGUGGGAUGGGAUGGUGUGGGGUGGUGGGAUGGUGUGGGGUGGUGGGAUGGUGUGGGGUGGUGGGAUGGUGUGGGGUGGUGGGAUGGUGUGGGGUGGUGGGAUGGUGUGGGGUGGUGGGAUGGUGUGGGGUGGUGGGAUGGUGUGGGGUGGUGGGAUGGUGUGGGGUGGUGGGAUGGUGUGGGGUGGUGGGAUGGUGUGGGGUGGUGGGAUGGUGUGGGGUGGUGGGAUGGUGUGGGGUGGUGGGAUGGUGUGGGGUGGUGGGAUGGUGUGGGGUGGUGGGAUGGUGUGGGGUGGUGGGAUGGUGUGGGGUGGUGGGAUGGUGUGGGGUGGUGGGAUGGUGUGGGGUGGUGGGAUGGUGUGGGGUGGUGGGAUGGUGUGGGGUGGUGGGAUGGUGUGGGGUGGUGGGAUGGUGUGGGGUGGUGGGAUGGUGUGGGGUGGUGGGAUGGUGUGGGGUGGUGGGUGGUGGUGGGGGUGGUGGGAUGGUGUGGGGUGGUGGGAUGGUGUGGGGUGGUGGGAUGGUGUGGGGUGGUGGGAUGGUGUGGGGUGGUGGGAUGGUGUGGGGUGGUGGGAUGGUGUGGGGUGGUGGGAUGGUGUGGGGUGGUGGGAUGGUGUGGGGUGGUGGGAUGGUGUGGGGUGGUGGGAUGGUGUGGGGUGGUGGGAUGGUGUGGGGUGGUGGGAUGGUGUGGGGUGGUGGGAUGGUGUGGGGUGGUGGGAUGGUGUGGGGUGGUGGGAUGGUGUGGGGUGGUGGGAUGGUGUGGGGUGGUGGGAUAUUGGUCUUGUAGGUGGAUGGCACUCAGGUUGCAGGGCUGCCUAG